Messenger RNA from Sceloporus undulatus (fence lizard), 1888 nucleotides. RefSeq names its product zinc finger protein with KRAB and SCAN domains 5-like. The record is from RefSeq and is a predicted model, not a curated record. Gene Ontology annotation, biological process: regulation of DNA-templated transcription. The coding region runs from base 477 to 1841 and encodes 454 amino acids. The transcript has 6 exons. NCBI's taxonomy places the organism in Eukaryota, Metazoa, Chordata, Lepidosauria, Squamata, Phrynosomatidae.
AAUCAUUUUGUUAGUUUUGAACCAGCUUUUUAAUCUAAACAGGCAGGUCAUUUUUUCAUCCUCUCCUCUGGGGUGUUAGCUGAAUUUGAUAAGCAUCCCCUGCAUUCUUUCAUCCAAAUCAUUGAUAAAUAUGUUGACUAGCUCUGGGCCCAAGACACAACUCUGUCACUUCUCUCCAGGAUGAAGACCAUUGCUGAGCACCCUUUGGGUUCAGCCGGUCAACCAAUUACAAAUCCACCUAAUAGUUGCAUUGCCUAGCUGAUAUUUUACUAACUUCUUUGCAAGACUUGGGGGAACUUCACUCCUCCUCUGAUUCUGAACUCACCUAGAGAAUGGGAAAAGAGCCGGGCUGGUCUUUGAGCAUCUGCUGAGUCUCUUCAACUGGAAUGGGGUCCCCAGUCUUUUGCCUUGAAUGAGGAUCAGGCAACAGGAAAAAGAGCCUCUUUGUUUUGUAACGUGUCUGUGAGCACCCGUCAAUGAUGGAAAAACAAGACUUAUUUGUCCCUGAGUUAGGGAAAGGUCUUCCAUGUCUUUUAGAUGAAAGCAGUGGAGAAUAUGGCAGAGAAACUACACAGAAGAGCCUGACAGAAGAUAUGUCCCCUUCAGAGGUACAACAUGAGCAUUUUAAGCAGUUCUGCUACAAGGAAGCUGACAACCCCCGAGAGGUUUGCAGCCAACUCCAUGCUCUUUGCCAUCAGUGGCUGCAGCCAGAGAGACACACCAAAGCCCAGAUCCUGGACCUGGUGAUCCUUGAGCAGUUCCUGGCCGUCCUUCCCCCAGAGAUGGCAGCCUGGGUCAGGGAAUGUCGGGCAGAGACUAGUUCCCAGGCGGUAGCCCUGGCCGAAGGUUUCCUCCUGAGCCAGGCAGAGAAGAAGAAGGAAAAGCAGCAGGAGCUCAUUGUAGAAGAGGCUGGUGAUCUUCCUGUGGCAGAGAAGGCUCUCUCAGACUCUGGGAAAACAAUGCAGUCCAAGUGGAUGGUACAGCCAGAUGAAAGAAGCACGGCCAUAAUGGGUAAAGAAUCAGUGGGCAACGAAACACAGCCAUGGCCAAUAGAUCCCAGCUCCUCUCUUCCUUUUCACAGUCGGAGACCAGCUUCUGUGACCCUGGAUCAGGUGAGCUUUGAGGAAGUGGCUGUGUAUUUCAGUGAGGAGGAGUGGUGCUUUAUGGAUCCAAACCAAAGGGCCUUGCAUACGGAAGUCAUGGAGGAGAAUUUGGAGAUGGUGGCUUCCUUGGGUAAUGAUAUAAAUGGGAAUGCAGACGGAAGUGAAUGUUGUUGUCUUGUUUGUGGGAGAAGCUUCAGUUGUAAAUCGAACCUUAAUCUUCACAGGAGAACACACAUAGGAGAACAAUAUUUUAAAGAUGGAGACAGUAGUUAUAAGAAAAACCUUAUUUUUCAUGGAACUUCUCAAAUAACAGAGAAACCAUUUAAAUGUUGGAAAUGUGGCAAAAGUUUCAGGUGUAGGUCACACUUUAUGUCACACCAAAAACUGCACUAUGGGGAGAAAUCAUUAAUAGGUUUGGAGUGUAGAAAGAACCCAAGACAGAAGAUACACCAGUUUAACUAUGAAGCAGGACAUACAGGGAAGAAACUUUUGAAAUGCUUGGAAUAUGGCAAGCGGUUUGGUGGGGAGAUAAACUUCAUUCAUCAUCAAGAAUCAGAGAAGAAGUCAUUUAAAUGCUUGGAGUGUGGAAAGAAUUCAAUUCGAGGACAAGCCUUAUUCAUCAUCAAGAAACCACACAGGAGACAAGCCGUUUCCUUGCUCGCAAUAUGGAAAGCGGUUCCAUCAGAAGUCAUACUUAACUCGUCAUCAAUUAAGUCUUACUGGGGGAAAACCAUUUAAAUGCAAAGAAUGUGGAAGGAGUUUCAGUCAAAAGAGUACCCUUGGCA